UGGAGCAAGGCUCGUGUCGCGCGCUGAUGACGUCGCCUCAGGCCCCGGAUGCACGCAGCUUACGGAGGAUUUGUGUGUCUGCGUGUUUCGGUUCUGUUCGGUUCUGUUCGGGACACAGUGACCCACGGGCCGCAGCAGAACCCCACACCCCCGCGAGAAAGAGCCACAGCCCGGGGAGAGGAGAGCAGAGCCCGGGGAGAGGAGAGCAGAGCCCGGGGAGUCGCUCCAGCUUUAGCCCCAUUAGCUCCGUUAGCUUGUUUAGCAUUAGCCUCGGCUACAGCGGCCUCACAGCGGCCUCACAGCGGCCUCACAGCGGCCUCACAGCGGCCUCACAGCGGCCUCACAGCGGCCUCACAGCGGCCUCACAGCGGCCUCACAGGCGCAUGGAGCCCGGCGGAGGAGCCCCGGGGCCGGGGCCAGGACACGGGUUCAGUAAUGUCCCGGCCUUCCUCACAAAGCUCUGGACUCUGGUGGAAGACCCGCAGACGGACGCGCUGAUCCGCUGGAGCCCGGGCGGGUCCAGUUUCCACGUGUUCGAUCAGGGUCGUUUCUCUAAAGAAGUUCUGCCCAAGUUUUUCAAACACAACAACAUGGCGUCGUUCAUCCGCCAGCUCAACAUGUAUGGGUUCCGUAAAGUGGUACAUUUGGAACAGGGAGGUUUGGUGAAACCAGAACGAGACGACACAGAAUUUCAACAUCCGUAUUUCCUCCGAGGACAAGAACAACUGCUGGAAAACAUCAAGAGGAAGGUCACCGCUGUUCCGUCUGUGCGUCAGGACGAGGUAAAAACGGCCGAUGAAGUGAACAGAAUCCUGAGCGACGUUCAGAUGAUGAAAGGAAAACAAGAAACAAUCGACUCUCGGAUCAGCGCCAUGAGACAGGAGAACAGUGCCCUCUGGAGGGAGGUGGCGAGUCUGCGACAGAAACACUCCCAGCAGCAAAAAGUCGUCAAUAAGCUGAUCCAGUUCCUGAUUUCUCUGGUUCAGAACAAUCGGAUCAUGGGCCUAAAAAGGAAGAUGCCUCUGAUGUUGAAUGACGGGAGCUCUGGACACUCUCUGCCCAAAUACAGCCGCCCCCUGAGCCUGGAACACCUGCAGGCCAGCCUCUUCCCCUCAGACUCCGUGAGCUCUGGACCAAUCAUCUCUGAUAUCACAGAUGUCGCCACGCCCCCUUCUGAUGAUGUCAUCAGUGAAUGGAACGAGCCCAGGGAGCCGGCGCCUGGGGUCACGGGUCAGGGGUCGGAGGUCAAAGAGGAGCCGCAGGUGGAGACGCCUCUGUCCCCGACCACCUUCAUCAACUCCAUCCUCCAGGACGAACCGGCCAAUCACAGCACAGCGGCAACGCAAGCUCCGCCCACCAGCCACACCACAGCCAAUCAGAGCUCACGGCCCAAUGUGGCCCCGCCCAUCGUGAUGAUAGUUCCCCCCAACGACCAAUCAGAGCCCAUCGUCCAGUCGCCCUCCAGCCAAUCAACAGCCAGCGCUGCAGCAAGCCCCGCCCCCUCAGCAUCACCACAGAAAAAAUGUCAAACCGUCGCCGUGAUCGACAGGUCUGAGCUCCUGGACCAUGUGGACUCCAUCGACUCGGGUUUGGAAAAUCUCCAGAAUCUCCUGAACACGCAGAGCUUCACCUUCGACACCGGACCCAUCCUCGAGUUUUUCAGUUCUCCGGGUGCAGAGUUCGACCUGGACUGUCUCGACACGCUGCUGUCGGAGCCGAGAGACGAGGGACUGAGCGGCGCCUCCACAGGGAAGCAGCUGGUGCAGUACACGCCCAUGUCGCUGCAGGAGCCAAUCACGUCGCUGGAGGACGUUCUGGGGGAGGACCCUGACACCCUGCUGCCCUCCGACCUCUGACCCCUCCGCCCCCCGUGACGACGCCGUUUUGUUCUUUUCUCGGUUUUAGUUUGGUUUGUUUCGUCGCUCAGAGCCAAUCGUCACAGUCGAACUUUUAAUGUGGAAAACUCCAGAAAGAGACUUUAUUCUGAAAAACUGAGGAGGAAGUUUGAGUCCAAGAGGUUUUAAACGUUUAUAAAAAUGCAUUUGUACGAUUAUUUUAACAGAAUAAAACUCCAAAUUUCACUUGACAGUCCGAGGAGGGACAGACCCGGGUUAGUCCUGGUUUAGUCCCGCUGACAGUUACUGUGUGGCCUUUGAUUGGACGUGAAGUGACCAAUGCGCUGUGAUUGGUCGGCUCUGAGCGCCUGAAGGUUUCAUGUUUUAAUUUUUCUGUAUAAAUAUUAAAGGUAUUUUUGAAGAGUUUAUUAUGAAAAGUAUUUAACGUUUCCGUGGUGACAGUCAAACGUCUGUCUCCAUGGCGACGCUCGGAGCUGAUUGGUUUAAAAGGGAAUCAGCCGAAGAACUUUGUUAAAUAAAGUAAAUAUCAAA
Molecule: messenger RNA, 2387 nt
Organism: Boleophthalmus pectinirostris (great blue-spotted mudskipper)
Lineage: Eukaryota; Metazoa; Chordata; Actinopteri; Gobiiformes; Gobiidae
Gene: hsf1
Product: heat shock transcription factor 1
Exons: 14
Coding region: 27-1856 (609 amino acids)
Biological process (GO): regulation of DNA-templated transcription
Molecular function (GO): DNA-binding transcription factor activity; sequence-specific DNA binding
Source: RefSeq, a predicted model, not a curated record